AUGGCUGAUGCUUUUGUGUCAUUUUCACUUCGAAAAUUGGGCGAUUUCCUCAGUCAACAAGUUUCACUGAGAACAAGUCUCAGAGAUGAAGUUACAUGGCUGAGAAAUGAGUUAUUCUUCAUACAACCUUUCCUAGAAGAUCCAGAACUAAAGCAAUAUGCAGAUCAUAGAGUUGUACAAUGGGUGUUUGAGAUCAACUCUAUUGCUAUACUCGAGACUUACACCUUUGAGGCUGGUAAACGUGCUAGUUGUCUCAGUUGUGCUUGCAUAUGUAGGAAGGAGAAGAAAUUAUACAAUGUAGCCAAGGAGAUCAAAUCACUCAAGAAACGAAUCAUGGAUAUCUCUCGCAAACGAGAGACUUAUGGUAUUACAAAUAUCAAUAGUAAUGCUGGAGAAGGGCCAAGUAAUCAGGUUGCAACAUUGAGGAGAACUACCUCAUAUGUGGAUGACCAGGAUUAUAUUUUUGUUGGAUUUCAGGAUGUUGUAGAAAUAUUGCUAGCUGAAAUUCUGAAAGCAGAGUCUCGUCGAAGUGUCCUCUCCAUUUAUGGCAUGGACGGUUUAGGCAAGACCACUCUUGCGAGAAACCUCUACAGAAGUCCUAGUAUAGUCAAUACCUUCCCUACACGUGCUUGGAUAUGUGUUUCUCAAGAGUACAACACAAUGGAUCUUCUUAAAACUAUCAUAAAAUCCAUCCAAGGUUGCACCAAGGAAACUCUAGAUUUGUUGGAAAGGACGACAGAAGGAGAUCUAGAAAUUUAUCUCUGUGAUCUAUUAAAAGAACGCAAAUACCUUUUGGUGGUUGAUGAUGUAUGGCAGAAAGAAGCAUGGGAGGGUUUGAAAAGAGCAUUCCCGGAUAGCAAGAAUGACAGCAGAGUCAUUAUAACCACGCGCAAAGAGGAUGUUGCUGAAAGAGCAGACGACAGAGGUUUUGUUCAUAAACUUCGUUUCCUAAGCCAAGAAGAAAGUUGGGAUCUCUUUCAUAGGAAACUACUUGAUGUUCGAGCAAUGGUUCCAGAAAUGGAAAGUCUAGCUAAGGAUAUGGUGGAAAAGUGUAGAGGCUUACCUCUUGGGAUUGUUGUAUUGAGCGGACUACUUUCGCAUAAAAAGGGGCUACACGAAUGGCAAAAGGUGGAAGAUCACCUUUGGAAGAACAUUAAAGAAGAUAAAUUUAUUGAAAUCUCUAACAUACUAUCAUUAAGCUACAAUGAUUUGUCAACUGCGCUCAAGCAGUGUUUUCUCUACUUUGGUAUUUUUCCAGAAGAUCAAGUGCUCGAGGCUGAUAACAUAAUACGGUUGUGGAUGGCAGAGGGUUUCAUCAUACCAAGAGGAGAAGAAAGAAUGGAGGAUGUCGCUGAAGGCUUCUUGAAUGAGUUGAUAAGACGAAGCUUGGUUCAAGUGGAUUAUACAUUUUGGGAAAGAGUUACUAAAUGUAGGGUUCAUGAUUUACUCCGUGAUCUUGAGAUACAAAAGGCAUUGGAGGUAAACUUCUUUGACUUUUAUGAUCCAAGAAAGCACUCGAUAUCCUCCUUAUGUAUCAGACAUGUCAUUCAUAGUCAAGGAGAAAGGUACCUCUCACUUGAUCUUUCUAACUUAAAGUUGAGGUCAAUUAUGUUCUCUGAUCCAGAUUUUCGUAAUAUGAGUCUUAUGAACUUCAGUAGUAGUGUGUUCCAACAUCUCUAUGUGUUGUACUUGGAUAUGCGUGGUGACAAUAUGUCUACAUUACCUGAUGCCAUUGGAAGUUUGUACCACCUUAAGUUAUUAAGAUUGAGAGGUAUCUAUGAUGUUCCCUCUUCCAUUGGCAACCUCAAGAAUCUACAGACACUUGUUGUCACUGACUGUGGAUACUCUUGUGCACUACCCCGCGAGACAGCUGACCUGAUAAAUCUAAGACAUUUAGUUGCUUCGUAUUUAAAACCUCUGAAACGUAUAAGCAAACUCACUAGUCUGGAAGUUCUUAAAGACGUUCGUUGUGAUCAGUGGAAAGAUGUUGACCCUGUUGAUUUAGUCAAUCUUCUUGAAUUAAGGAUGAGUGAAAUUAAUUACCAAAUCUUACUCCUGAACAGCAUUAGCAGCUUGAAAAACCUUAGCAGUCUCACAUUGUUUUGUGAAUUUGAUGAAUCAUUCUCAUCCCUUGAAUUUCUUAGUUCUUGUCAAAAGCUCCAGAAAUUGUUGUUAAAAGGGAGAAUAUUAGAGAAACUGCCAGAUCUGUUUCCAAAUUCCAUCACUAUGAUGGUUCUUUGGAAGUCAAAACUCAUGGAAGAUCCGAUGCCUACUUUGGGAAUGUUGCCAAACCUAAAAGAUCUCAUAUUAGAAGAUACUUAUAAUGGAAAAGAAAUAAUGUGCAGUGAUAAUAGCUUUCGUCAACUCGAGUUCCUUCAUCUUUAUCAUCUUUCAAACCUAGAAACAUGGCAUUUAGGCGUGACAAGUGUCAUGCCUCUCACUAAAAGUCUUGCUAUCAGUUGUUGUUCAAAGCUGAAGGAGAUUCCAGAGAGAAUGAAAUAUCUUAAGAGAAAAAAAAUACGGUGGAUCUUUACAACCAUAUGCGGGAUUUUAUUUGAUAAUAGAAACCUAUUUGAAUGUUUUUUGGCUUUUGAAUGUGUAAUUUCUUUCUGUUUUUGUUAG
Messenger RNA from Solanum verrucosum, 2622 nucleotides. RefSeq names its product putative disease resistance RPP13-like protein 3. The record is from RefSeq and is a predicted model, not a curated record. Gene Ontology annotation, molecular function: ADP binding. Gene Ontology annotation, biological process: defense response to other organism. Lineage: Eukaryota; Viridiplantae; Streptophyta; Magnoliopsida; Solanales; Solanaceae.